This is a messenger RNA of Scedosporium apiospermum, 1161 nucleotides long. Its product is annotated as Origin recognition complex subunit 6. Gene Ontology annotation, cellular component: nuclear origin of replication recognition complex. Gene Ontology annotation, molecular function: DNA binding. Lineage: Eukaryota; Fungi; Ascomycota; Sordariomycetes; Microascales; Microascaceae. The record is from RefSeq and is a predicted model, not a curated record. The coding region runs from base 1 to 1161 and encodes 386 amino acids. The transcript is spliced from 2 exons. Gene Ontology annotation, biological process: DNA replication.
AUGAGUCGCUCGAUAGAGCAGAACCUGCUCUCUCUUAUGCCCACGCACAGCUCCCAGCUUCCGCCGCGCCUUGUGGACACUGCCCGCACCCUCCUGACACAGUCUCGUCAGCGAGCUAGCACUCUAAAGGCCGAUGAAGAGGUCGCGAGGAUGUAUGCGUGUGCGCACAUUGCCUGCGAGAGGCUAAAAAUCACCUUAAACCUCCCACCUAUUGAACCGAGACCGCCGAUACCUCCGCGUGUCUACAAGCGAUUAUACACCCAUCUCGACAAUAUCCUUCCAGGCCGGCAGGUAAGAAGCACACCUUCGAAACCCAAACAGGGCCUUAGCUCGCCUGCAUUAGGGAGCGCUAUCAAGUCAGUUCCGAAUCAAGGCUUCGACAGGUCUGUGUCCCGCUCUGCGAGGAAGGUCUCGGCCACGGAUAUCACUCUCGUAGAUACACCGACGAAAUCCACCGGUAGGGGGUUCGUAAAGUCGAUUCAGCCACAGGUCGGCCUGCACCCCUGGAUCCGCGGCGUUCUCGCUUUCCUGGUCGCGGAGUUCCGAAGGGAGGACUACGGCAAAUUUGUUCUUGCAGGUGUCGAGUACGCCAUCGCGCCAGGCGGUAGGAGGACCAACGAUAAGUGGAUAUCCUCGCAUCUCCCGGCCACGGUUGCUGCGAUUUUUGUGGUCGCCAUGGACAGACUAGCAACGAUACUCGGUAGUGUAGAGCCCGAUGUCGAGUCCUUGGUCGACAUUAUGAAGAAGACCCUGGACAUUAUGAACCACGCCCGGGAAGCGCUUGAUGUAAAGGGCCUAACGGAAGCGGAGUUUUGGGAUGGGUGGACGAAUCCUAAGCUCCCUGACGUGGGGACGGCAAUCAAGCGUGUGAGAGAAGACUGGAUUGAUGCCGAUUGGUAUCUGGCUCUCGAAGACGUAGCGUCGGAGAACGUGCAGCGAGCCAAGAGUAAGGGGAAGGGCCGCCAGCGACGGGAUGUGCGGGAGACGAUGGGGAUUCAUAAGGCUGAUACUCUGCAUCAGCCGAGGUAUAACUACUUGAGUGAGAAACGGCAGGAGGAGUAUAAGGUGUGGCUACAGAGCGUCGCUGGCCGCCUUGCUGAUCAAGGCGCUGGCGAUUUGGACGACCUCGAGACGGAACUUGGCCUCCGCACCGUGGAUUAG